Messenger RNA from Cherax quadricarinatus, 7321 nucleotides. The record is from RefSeq and is a predicted model, not a curated record. NCBI's taxonomy places the organism in Eukaryota, Metazoa, Arthropoda, Malacostraca, Decapoda, Parastacidae.
GUUGGUGUGAAGGUGGCUUCACUUAGUAUGGAAAUAUCACCUUCGUGUAUGCCUUGGGAAGGAUGCCAUUGGUCUGGUAACACCAGUGAUGUGUCCUCUUACUCAGUCUUAUUGACACAGGUGAGAAGAGCAGAGGUGUUUUCUACAGGUGUAUAACCAAGUUUAACUUUUGGACUUUUUAUCACUGUGUAGGAGAUUAAUUAUAUAAAUAGAUUCAUUUAAGAGAGAAUGAUUUAUGUUACAUUAAUAUCACUUAUUGUUGGAUAAUAACAAUAUAUUGUAUAAAAACAGAAAUUGAAAUAUUUGAAGAAAUCUGUGUGUUUACCUGGAGUUUUCCUGGAGAGGGUUUUGGGGGUAAACACCCCCACGGCUUGGUCUGAGACCAGGCUUCAUGGUGGAUCAGGGUCUAAUCAGCCAGGCUGUUACUGCUGGCUGCACGUAAACUGACGUAUGAACCACAGCCCAGCUGAUCAGGUACUGACUUUAGGUAUCUGUCCAGCGCCUUCUUGAAGAUACAAGAGUCUGUUGAUAAUUCCCCCUUAUGUAUGCUGGUAGGCAGUUAAACAGUCUUGAGCCCCUGAAGGAUGAUUUAUUUUUAGUGACUUUUGAGUAUAUUACUUCUUAAAUCUCUGAGCUAGACUCUUGCAUUAUUGUGGAGAUAAGAUAUUAGAUGGAAUGUUAGAAAUAGGGAUGGAUAACUAAAGUUCAAAUAUGAGUCGAAAAAUUAUUGCGAAAAAAGAACUUAACAGAUUGCAUGAUUUUGAAAAAAAAUUGAAAGAAAGUCCUGAAAGUGAUAAGGAACAUCAUUCUCGAGGUAGAGCAUCAUCUCCAUCACCUCUAGCUAGGCCUGCUUUCACUGCCAGAACAUCUUCAAGGUCUGCUAGUAAUGCACCCCUGCAAGAGACACCUUCCACCUCUUGCCUUGUUUUGCUACAUAGUUCAAAUGCUUCACCAACUAAAUCAUUUGUUACUAUUAGAUCAAAACAAUCUCCGAAUUCCUUGUCAUUAGUGGAAAAUUCAGCUUCUACUUCUCCAAAAGCCUUACCUUUACAUACAUCACAUUCAUCACCUGAGUCAGGUGUCAAGUCUUCCCUGGCAUCAACAGCUAGAGUGAAAUCUAGAUCCAAAUCUCCAUCUCCUCUUGCUAAGGAUUUUCUGUCUCUGAAAGGAACCUUAACUUCUUCAAUUAUCAGUGGGCAAACUCAAGGUAAUUCCUCGAAGACUUCUUCACCUGGUGCAAGAAUUUUUCCUUCCACGAUAAACUCCUCACUUAAAAAGAAUCUUUCCACCUCUACUAGAAAUCUUUCCACAUCUCCAAAGCAUAUAUCUUCUAUGAAGAUAAUCUCCUCAUCUGUCAAGACUCUUCAUAUUGCUUCUGAAACAGGAUCUGCUUCAUCUUCACAACAGACUGAGGUUAAGUUGGAGCGAGUGUUGGGGUUGACUGUGCCCAGCAAUGCUGCUCUUGACUGUGACCCUCACACUGGACACGUCGCCUACCCUGCUGGAUGUACCGUAGUGUUACUUAACUCACGCAAGAACCGACAGCAGCACCUGCAGAAUGCCUCACGUAAGACGAUCACCUGUGUGGCGUACUCUCCAUGUGGUCGCUACCUGGCCACCGGCGAGUGUGGCCACCAACCCUCCGUCAGGGUGUGGGACAUCUCCGACAGGACCCAGGUGGCAGAGUUUCAGGGCCACAAGUACGGCAUCUCCUGUGUAGCAUUUUCUCCCACGCAGAAAUAUGUUGUUUCUGUUGGAUCUCAGCAUGACAUGAUUGUUAAUGUCUGGGACUGGCGAGGAGGGAUCAAAGUUGCUUCCAACAAGUUUUCCAGUAAAGUAAAGGCCAUUAGCUUUGCAGAAAAUGGCUCUUAUUUUGUCACUGUUGGCAACCGCCAUGUCAAGUUUUGGUACCUGGAAGUUGCACGAGGUUCUAAGUUCAAGGAGCCAGUACCUCUUACUGGGCGAUCUGCUAUACUGGGAGAGCAGAGGAAUAAUUAUUUCUGUGAUGUUGCCUGUGGCAGAGGGGACAUGGGAGAUUCUACAUUUGCCAUUACUAAAUCUGGUCUCCUCUGCGAGUUUAACAACAGACGGUUGUUGGAUAAAUGGGUGGAGCUUAGAACAACAAGUGCCAAUUGUGUGGUAGCUGGGGAAGAAUACAUUUUUGUGGGCUGUGCUGAGGGUAUUAUUCGUUGCUUUAGCCCAUUUAACCUUCAGUUCAUAACAACUCUUCCACGGACACAUUAUCUUGGAGUUGAUGUGUCAAAGGGGCUAACCAUCAGUCACAUGGCCACCCAUCCCAAUAAUGCCAAGUACCCCGACACCAUUGCCAUUGCUUUUGAUGAAAACAACCAUAAAGUGACGGCUGUGUAUAAUGACCACUCCAUGUAUGUGUGGGAUGUUAAGGAUAUCAAAAGGGUUGGAAAAACCCAUUCAUAUCUCUAUCACUCUGCAUGCAUUUGGGGUGUGGAGACUUACCCAUCUCAGGGUGAAAGCAUCAAAGGAGUGAUGCCUCCUGGUUCUUUUAUCACCUGUUCUUCUGAUGACACCAUACGUGUGUGGAAUAUUGAUCCUGCCAUGUCCUCAGAUACCUUAUACAAGAGAAAUAUAUAUAGCAGUGAACUCCUCAAAACGUUGUAUGUGGAUCCAGAGCUGCUAUUCAUCAAAGAUACGGAUGUCAGCCCCCAAGGUGGAGACAGAAACGACACAUCAUAUGAUUCUCGUAAUGGUGUGAGAUGCAUUAGAGUUAGUCCUGAUGGUAAACAUCUGGCAUCUGGAGAUCGAGCAGGAAACAUCAGAGUACACGAGUUGCAGUUCCUUGACGAACUGUGUAAAAUAGAAGCUCAUGAUGCAGAAGUGUUAAGUUUAGAGUACUCCCGUCCUGAUACUGGUCACAGGUUUCUGGCCUCUGCAUCUCGUGAUAGACUGAUUCAUGUGUUUGCUGUAGACCAGGAUUACAGCUUUGUGCAAACUUUAGAUGAUCAUUCUUCAGCUAUAACGUCAGUAAGAUUUUAUCAAAGCCAGGGUGCUCUACAGAUGGUGUCCUGUAGUGCUGACCGAUCCAUUAUCUUUCGUAGUGCCACAGUGACCCCACAGAAUGAAGUCUGGUUUUCCCGUGGCCACAAUGUUGCAGGAAAAACUACAUUAUAUGAUAUGGAGGUUGAUCAUGGUCAACGACAUGUCCUCACAGCUUGCCAGGAUCGUAAUAUCAGGGUUUAUAAUGUUAAUACUGGCAAGCACUCUAAAACUUUCAAAGGUUCUAUUGGCGAUGAUGGAACUCUGAUAAAAGUUAUUCUUGAUCAGAGUGGCAUCUAUGCUGCUACCAGCUGUACAGAUAAGAAUAUGUGCAUCUAUGAUUAUUACUCUGGGGAGUGCAUGGCUACUAUGUUUGGCCACUCUGAACUCGUUACUGGACUACGCUUCACAAGUGAUGGUAAACAUCUCAUAACUGUUUCUGGCGAUGGCUGCAUCUUUUUGUGGAAAAUGCCUCAUGACAUGACCCAGACGAUGACAGCACGUUUAGCCCAACAAGCAGAGAGAGCUUCCAAGGAAAAGAAAAAGCCACAGAGACAGUCUAUUGACAACGAGGACUUCAGGGGUGCAUCUGAGGAUAUCUUUGAUCAGAAUGCAAAUGAGGCAGAGGAGCCAGAUUAUAGAUUCAGUAUGGGACAGUUACCUUUGUGGGCCAAGAAGCAAAUGACGGAGCCUCAAGGCCCAGGCGGAGGCAUUGGGGACAGAGGAGGAGUUGAUUUGCCCAAGGGACGAUGGGCACAGCGUCUUCAUAACAAUGCUAUCACCUUCAAAAGCCAUUAUGACACUGAUUCUGUUAUACCAUUUCCAGCAAGAGAGAAACGUGCAGCAGACUCAGAGUCUAGUAAAGACAGUUCCUUAGAGGAGAGUGUCGGUGUUCACAAGCAGUACAGUGCUGCACGCAGAGACAAUAUCAUAUUAACUAAACAGGAUUCGAGUGGAGAUCCUGACUUUGUCCCUUGUCCUGACAGUUUAAAGGAAAUAAUUUCCGGGGAAGAAUCUUUCCAGGGUUCACCCUCUAAAAUUAACACUAAAAGAAGUAAUGACCCACUUGGCCGAAAUAGACAUCACACAGAUGAAAGUGAUGUUAGUAGUCUACGAGUGGAUGAUGGUGCAACGGAUCAUGAUGGAGACAUAGAAGACUGCAGUGAACAUGAUGAUGAAAGCACAGAACCUGAGCACUCUGAGCAUCUUAUGUAUUAUCCACAUAAUGAUGACACAGCGAGUGACUUUACUGUGAAUGCAAUGGAUGUUGAAAAAAUUCCCGACGGUUUUAAACGCCGCCAUAGAAAAGCUGGGACCAGAGGGCCCCCAAAAAUAUUUUCCCAAGUAUCAUUUUCUGGUUCUCAAGAUAGUGAGGGGGAGGACCCAGUGUCUACUCCGAGUGCAGAUACUGCUGAACGUAACAUUAUGUCCAUGUUAAGUGUUAGCACCGAGAGUAUUGAUCGUGUUGGACGUCGGGAGAAUUUUCUCAAAACCAAUUAUGAAUCCUUAGAAGGAGAAGCGUCUAGACCUGAAAAAGAAAUAAAAAAUAAGAACAGCAUAUCCUAUAAAUUUAAUUCAAGAAAUAAAGACACUCAAGUCUCCAAUAAAAGAGAAGAACUUUUGAGGAGGAUUGAAGAAACAAGAAAGAAACUGCAAAGUAUCGGAUAUAAAUCCAAUCUAAGAAAUAGCAAGAGCAUCUCAGACCUUAGCAACAUUCCAGAGAAAGAUACAUCUUACAUGUCUGGGAACCAAGGUAACCACCAUCAGUGUGAUGAUAUCCCCUUCCAUCAUCCUGUCCUCACUGCAUCUCACAUUCCUCUCACAGGCACAAGCAAUUUUCCUGAAUUGCUCACAAGCAGUAUUCCAAAACCUGUGCCUGGUAUUGUGGGUAGUAUUCCUGAAUUAGUAUCAGGCUGUCUGCCCCAGUAUGCUACUGGCAGUAUACCUGAGUUAGGGUCCAGUUGCCUUUCAGAGUUGGGAAGUAUUGGUGCAGAUAGCAAAGUUGACAGUUUAGGAAAAAUUGGUGUUGCAGUUUUUGAUGGGAGUGCUGUGCCAAGAGAUCAGCAGAGAACAGGUAAGCAACUACUAGCACAGCUAGAAAGAGACUUACAGGAGUUUGACCUUUUGAUGGGAUGCCCACCAUCACCACCUGAAGUUGACACAGAUUCAUUGGAGGAAACUCUCCGAAGUUUGGCUCUAUUGAGUUCUCAGACUCUUUCUAAGCAGGUUCAUCAAAAUCGUCACAGAACUGAUGAAGACUCAGACAGUGAUACUGUAAAGAGUGAAACAUCAAAUUUUAGUUGUGAUAGUUUAGAGGAUGGAGAAAAUGACGAUGAAGAGGAUGAAACAGCAGCUGAGCCAGAGGCUGUGGACAUCCCUCGCCACUGUGUAUUUGAAGUACCUAGAACUUUGCCACGCCGUAAAAGGCAGAGAUGGCAGAGACUCUCCCUUGAAGGUGUAACAAGGAACCGACCAAAUGAUUAUGAGUCAGAUGUUUUUCCCACUAAUGAAAUGCCAACUGCUUCUCAUUCCCAAGUAUUUCGAACAGCAUCUGAUACAGCACUGGCAAAUAGUGACAGUAACCAUUCAGAUGUACAGACACCCACUAAUCCCCCAUAUUUUUCUGUAAAAUCCCCUGGGCACACAACUAGUUCUAGAUGUGUGGCAGUUUCUGUCACUACACGUGGAAUUGCAUCCCAGCCCAAGGAGAGCUUAAUUAUUCAAGGCAGUGAAAGUAAUAACACUGUUUCCACACAUAAUGUAGAAGCACAUUCCUAUAGGCUUGAGCGUUCAACCCCUGUGACUUUUUCAAUACCUCAGUCCCCUGUGGUAGAACAGCUAAGAAGACAAGGCCGGGAAUUAUCACCAAGGAGACAACCUCACAAAAACCGGGUAAUUCUUCCCCCUGCCAGUUUAGUUGAUGCUGAGGACUUUCCUGUGGUGCAAGCUCAGCCCCUUCCUCCAGGGCCUCCUCCAGCUGUAUAUCUGCCUUCUUCACAGCCUACACUCCCUCCAGGAGUUAUUGCUGCUCCAGGUAGAGCCCACCGGGUUCUCCUAGCAAAGAAGGUCACCAUACACCAAGUACUUCCCUCCAAACAUGGCGGGAGUGGCGACAGUGGGUUCAGCAGCAGUCCUGGUGGUGGCAGUGGUGGGUUACGCCGCGCGUGCUCUCUCAGUGACCUCACCAACCCUGGUGCCCCACGACGCCUUCUGCCAACUCCCCCUUCGGCUGGUGGAAAGAAAAUGGGUGGAAAAUCUAGUAAUAAAUCCCCUGGUCGCUCACACUCGUCUUUAUCACGUUCCAGCUCUAUUGGAGUUCUUAAUCAAACAGGUGAAGAUACUUCUAGAAGUGAACGUCCAAUGCGACCAACUAUAGCAUCUAUGAAUAAGAUGACUCCUCGUGCUCUGAAAAGAAAGGCAUCACUCUCUCAGGCAGUCUCCACAGGUGAUAUUCGACAAUUUCAUGAAGAUUCCAGCUCAGAGGAUGCUUCUCCAUCAGAACAUAAAAAUUCACGCAGUCGUAAUCAUGGUAGUGACAGGCGCAGCAACCUUCCCACUCGUGCGGUGAGUGAGCGUGAUCUCACCCGCAGUAACAGUCUGUCCAGUAAAUCCAGAGGAGAUACAGUACGAGGGCGCUAUGCUUCAGCAUCGUCUCCAGUUUCAAGACGUGGUCUUCCUUCUUCUGAUAUUAGUCGGCCAUCAUCUGCUGCUUCUACUGUGGAUAUGAGUCCUGAGGAAUACCCAACUCGUGAUGACUUGUCAUUCAUAGACUUUGAAAAUAUGCCGCUGAGUGUUGGCGUAGUUGAAAGUGUAUGUGAAUGGGUAGUGGAGGGAUGUGAACGUUUGAGUCAACUGUGGUGGAGAGCUUGUAGUGAAGGAGGUGGAGAGGAGGACCAUCACCGUGCUCUCCGUUCUCUCCUGCUGGGAGCUGCUGCCAGAGCUACUCAUGCCCUUACUCCUCUCACUGCACCUAAUGCUGCACCAGCACCAUCACUAAUGUCUCCAACAGCCCCACCACAACAGGCAACAGAUAGUAAGGAUCCUCGAAUGGUAGCGAUGAUGCAGCAGUACACUGACAUUCUGGUCAAUAUGGUUCAACAAAAGAUGGCAUCACAUCAACCGCCUCCAGGCCCAGCGUAAUUAUACUGUAUAUUCCUCCCAAGAAUCCUGCAGUCCAAAACCCAAACCUUCUGAUAGUCAUAUGUUUUAAGAAGAAGUGUGUUUAGUUUAUGUAAAAUGCUGAGAAUGGUUAGGAUGUUUAGAAAUGAUGUGUGUUCAGGUCUGUACAUGUAUGGGUAUGAAAAUACAU